AUGAUUGAGGGAAGCAGAAACUCAAGCGCCGUAAAGAAGCGGCUGGUCGCCAAACCGUUGGAGGAGUGUGCGCCGCUUAACUUGUUGGGUGCGGAAGAUGUGAUGGGAGCUCUUCACACUUCUUCAGUGUCAUUCUUUACAUGGGGAAUUCUUCAGACCGUCAUCGUGCACUGCUUCGCAGGUGCGCUCUUCGGUUAUGGUAUAGGUUUUGUAGGGCCGUACUACACACUUUACAAAAUGGGAAGCGAUUGUAUGACAGUGACGACUCAAUCCACCUGCCCGAUGUUUAUCCCAGAAAAGUGUACCUGGAAGGACAAUGCAUGUAAGUUUGUCGUUGACAACUGUAGCGGACAGUUAAAGGAGGCUUGUGGCGCCAGCAGUUCCUCAAGUGUUUCUCAAACGUGCUACUGGAACCACAAAACGAACGUGUGCCAGCCGAUGGCUGGUUUUACAGCAUUACAAAACGGUAUCUUUGCUGGCGCGUUUAUUUUUGGAGGCUGCAUCGGGUCUCUCAUAUCCGCUCCUCUUCUCUCAGUGUCGGGACAUCGAAUAACCUUUCUUUUGUGUGGAUUCGUUGGUACGGUAGGGGGUGCGCUGACACACUUUGCAACUUAUACGGAUUCAUACAUGCUCUUGGUGGCGGGGCGCUUUCUUACUGGAGUUUCGGCCGGUGUACUUUGUGUGAGUUCUCCCGCGUAUGUGGAGGAAACGGCACCAAUACAACAUCGGCAGCUCGUUGGAGUUUUCUUCCAGAUUGCAUGUACGUUCGGUAUUCUCAGUGCUUCGGCCAUGGGCUUAGGUCUUGCACAGCGAAGCUUCUCCACACAACACGACAUGCAACAACGACAACAGAUGUUUUGUUUGCCAGGAACAAUCAUCGCGCUGCUCAUGAUGUUUAUUAGUGGACCCAUGAGGGAGAGCGUUGUGUGGAUGGAACAGCGCCACCUUUCCAGGCCAGGGGAGCAGGACGAUUUGGUCACCUUUGCUGAGGGCCGCGUUUCGUACGGAACAGUGAUAUCAAGUGAUCCGAAGCCUGGAUGGGGAGGUGUUAAGGGACAGCUGCUCACCGCUUUAGUUCUGUGCAUUGCACAGCAACUUACUGGCAUGAAUGCCAUUAUGAACUACGCCCCCAUUAUCACGGACAGAAUGGGCCUGGAGCCACUUUUUGGAAACUUCGUUGUUAUGGCAUGGAACUUCAUUACGGUACUUACUUCGAUUCCAAUAUCCUCCAGGGCGCAUGCGGACCGCGCUUACGUUGUGGCUCUGCUUUUGGCCUCCUUAUCGUGCUUGCUGGUGGCCGUGGCGGUGCUACCAUUUUUUGGCUUUAGUAGCAAUCUAAAAGUAAAACUGUCGGCUACCGGAAUACUGCUUUUUAUCACCUUCUUUGAGUUGGGAAUGGGAAGUUUCUUUUGGACUCUCUCGCAGGGCAUCUUCCCCCCAAACUUCCGUCACCGAGGAUCAAGUUUUACGGUGCUUGUUCAUUUUUUAAUUAACAUCGUUAUUAACGUAGGGUUUCCCCUUGCGGUGGAGUGGCUCUCGGGUGGUCCCUCAGGAAACCAAGAUGUUGGAAUGGGCAUUGCUUUCCUCUUUUUUGGUAUUGUGGGUCUCCUGUCAACUGCCUACCUGCACAGGCAUUUACGCUUAUGGCAAUCAUCUUAG
Molecule: messenger RNA, 1659 nt
Organism: Trypanosoma brucei brucei TREU927
Lineage: Eukaryota; Euglenozoa; Kinetoplastea; Trypanosomatida; Trypanosomatidae
Product: glucose transporter, putative
Exons: 1
Coding region: 1-1659 (552 amino acids)
Biological process (GO): monosaccharide transmembrane transport
Cellular component (GO): membrane
Molecular function (GO): hexose transmembrane transporter activity
Source: RefSeq, a predicted model, not a curated record